Molecule: messenger RNA, 327 nt
Organism: Eruca vesicaria subsp. sativa (arugula)
Lineage: Eukaryota; Viridiplantae; Streptophyta; Magnoliopsida; Brassicales; Brassicaceae
Source: the annotation of a GenBank genome assembly
AUGAGAGUUAGAACCGAUGAUAUAUUCUUGAAGCUACUCACUGGUGCAAUACUUGCCAAAGAUAACAAAGCUAGGGGAGAGAUAAAAGUUGUUAAUUUUUAUUUACUUAAAGAGGAAAUUGACCAUGAAGUCUCAAAAGGUACUAUCUACGGGAAAGAUCGUGCUGCUCUCAUGGGAAAGAUCGCCAGAGAAGCUGAUAACAUGCUAAAGGAUUUCUUUGAUGGCAAGGAACCCAAUAAAAGGACUAACCCUAAUGAGGCUUUAGCUUGUGGUGCUGCGGUGCAAGGUGGUGAAAAACUAACCAUAUUCUUGAUGUUGCACAGUUGA